UCAGUAAUACCUAACACGCUGUAAUCGCCAUUCAGUAUUCAUUAUUUUCAAUUUUGCUUUCACUUCGAAUUUGUUGAGUUAUAGACUCAUUUUCCUUUUGUGGCACUCUCUUUUCUUGUGAUUUUUCGUUAACGUUAGUCAAUUGAAGAUGAGUACCGCUCCCGGAAAAGAUCUGUCCAGUCUGGAGCAGCAGUCGGCUACUCCAGACUUGCAAAACACGAAUGCAAAAAAACAAGGUUCUACUCCUAUCCUUAAAAACAAGAAAACAGACUCUAAAAAAAAUGAAAAAGCAUCAAAACCGCAAAAGUCCGUUGAAGACAAUAGUAAGCAACAAGGAAAGUUUGUCGAACUACCAGGAGCUGAAAUAGGAAAAGUUGUUGUUAGAUUUCCUCCAGAAGCAAGUGGAUAUUUGCAUAUUGGUCAUGCAAAAGCUGCUCUAUUAAAUCAACACUAUCAAUUGGCUUUUAAUGGCCGCCUAAUAAUGCGUUUUGAUGAUACAAAUCCAGCAAAAGAGAAAGAAGAUUUUGAGAAGGUUAUAUUAGAAGACGUUGAAAUGUUAAAAAUUAAACCUGACACUUUUACAUAUACUUCUGAUCAUUUUGAUAAAAUGUUAGAUAUAUGUGAGAAUGGAAUGUUAAAAGAAGGUUUAGCUUAUGUGGAUGACACCGAUGGAGAUAAAAUUCGUUUGGAACGUGAACAACGGAUAGAUUCAAUAAAUAGAAACAACUCAAUUGAAAAGAACUUAGAGUUGUGGAAACAAAUGGUCUUAGGAACAGAAAUUGGUCAAAAGUGUUGUGUUCGUGCUAAAAUUGAUAUGCAAUCGGCAAAUGGAUGUAUGCGUGAUCCAACAAUAUAUCGUUGUAAACCUGAACACCAUCCUAGAACUGGUGAUAAGUAUAAAGUAUAUCCAACUUAUGACUUCGCUUGUCCUAUUGUGGAUAGUUUAGAAGGUGUUACUCAUUGUUUACGUACCACAGAGUAUACUGAUCGUGAUGCACAAUAUUAUUGGUUCUGCGAUGCAUUAAAACUCGGAACCCGCAACAAUGAAACCCGACCUUAUGUGUGGUCAUAUUCGAGAUUAAAUAUGACCAAUACUGUUCUGUCAAAAAGAAAGUUAACUUGGUUUGUUGAACAAGGUCACGUGGAUGGAUGGGAUGAUCCACGCAUGCCAACUGUUCGUGGUGUAUUAAGGAGAGGUAUGCAGGUGGAAGCAUUAAAACAAUUCAUAGUGGCCCAAGGAUCUUCCAGAACUGUUACAGCCAUGCAAUGGGAUAAAAUUUGGUCAUUGAACCGUAGUAUCAUUGAUUUAAUAGCACCAAGACAUACUGCUUUAUUGUUAUCCAAUUCAAAUAAAGAAAAUGCUGUAUUAUCUUAUCCGCCAGUUGAAGUUGUGGUAGAGAAUGUUGAAAAACCAUGUAAAAUUGAAAAUGUCCUUAGACAUCCUAAAAAUUCCCAACUAGGAUUAAAAAAUUGUGUCUGGGCUGCACCUAAAAUUCUUAUAGAUUAUAGUGAUGCAGAGUUAUUAGAAGUUGGACGUCGAGCCACAUUUAUUAACUGGGGCAAUCUUUUAAUAAAUCGUAUUGAAAGGAAUCAAGAUAAUAAUAAAAUAGAGAAAAUUUAUGCAGUCACUAAUCUUGAAAACACAGAUUUUAAAUCUACAGUUAAAGUUACUUGGCUACCAAGUACUGAUUAUUCAGAAUCUGAAGAAGUCUUGCCUAUUCUUGUACCAGUUGUAUGUGUUUAUUUUGAUCAUUUAAUCAGUAAAGCAGUAUUAGCCAAAGAUGAUGAUUUCAAGCAAUAUUUAAAUACAGAAAAUAGUCGUUGGGAAUUGCAAAUGUUAGGUGAUUCAGAAUUGAAAGAUUUAAAAAAAGGAGACGUGAUUCAAUUACAACGUAGAGGUUACUUUAUAUGUGAUUCAACGUACCAACCAUUCAGUAUUCACACGGGGAAGCAAACGCCAUUAGUGUUAUUUAAUAUACCUGAUGGUCACACGAAAACAGCUCCAAUAACUACUGUUCCUGUAGCAAUUGCCCAAAGUGAUGCCAAGAAAAAUACAAAUAAGAAUGUUGACACUUUAAUCAUUCAAAUAAAUGAUCAAGCUAAAAAAGUCCAUUGUAUGAAGGCUGACUUGGAAGAAGCUGAAAAAGUGUUACUUUUUUUGAAAGCUGAAUACAAAACUAUCACAGGGGAUGAUUUUCCUGCCAAGGGUAUUCCAACACCAAAGCAACCUAAUACAUCCAAUUCUGAACUAAGUAAACCUUCAGUAGAUGCCAUUGUGAUAAAAAUUAAUGAACAAGGAGAUAAAGUGCGAACGAUGAAAAGUAGUAAUGCUCCUAAAGCAGACGUUGGGGAAGCUGUCAAAGUAUUACUUGCUUUGAAAGCAGAGUACAAAACUAUCACAGGGGAUGAUUUUCCUGCCAAGGGUAUUCCAACACCAAAGCAACCUAAUACAUCCAAUUCUGAACUAAAUAAACCUUCAGCAGAUGCCAUUGUGAUAAAAAUUAACGAACAAGGAGAUAAAGUGCGAACGAUGAAAAGUAGUAAUGCUCCUAAAGCAGACAUUGGGGAAGCUGUCAAAGUAUUACUUGCUUUGAAAGCUGAAUACAAAACUAUCACAGGAGUAGACUUUCCUGCCAAGGGUAUUCCAACACCAAAGCAACCUAAUACAUCCAACUCUGAACUAAAUAAACCUUCAGCAGAUGCCAUUGUGAUAAAAAUUAACGAACAAGGAGAUAAAGUGCGAACGAUGAAAAGUAGUAAUGCUCCUAAAGCAGACGUUGGGGAAGCUGUCAAAGUAUUACUUGCUUUGAAAGCUGAAUACAAAACUAUCACAGGAGUAGACUUUCCUGCCAAGGGUAUUCCAACACCAAAGCAACCCGAUACAUCCAAUUCUGAACUAAGUAAACCUUCAGCAGAUGCCAUUGUGAUAAAAAUUAACGAACAAGGAGAUAAAGUGCGAACGAUGAAAAGUAGUAAUGCUCCUAAAGCAGACGUUGGGGAAGCUGUCAAAGUAUUACUUGCUUUGAAAGCAGAGUACAAAACUAUCACAGGGGAUGAUUUUCCUGCCAAGGGUAUUCCAACACCAAAGCAACCUAAUACAUCCAAUUCUGAACUAAAUAAACCUUCAGCAGAUGCCAUAGUGAUAAAAAUUAACGAACAAGGAGAUAAAGUGCGAACGAUGAAAAGUAGUAAUGCUCCUAAAGCAGACGUUGGGGAAGCUGUCAAAGUAUUACUUGCUUUGAAAGCAGAGUACAAAACUAUCACAGGGGAUGAUUUUCCUGCCAAGGGUAUUCCAACACCAAAGCAACCUAAUACAUCCAAUUCUGAACUAAAUAAACCUUCAGCAGAUGCCAUAGUGAUAAAAAUUAACGAACAAGGAGAUAAAGUGCGAACGAUGAAAAGUAGUAAUGCUUCUAAAACUGAUAUUGAAGAACAAGUAAAAGUUCUAUUAACUUUAAAAAAUGAUUAUAAAUCAAUGACUGGUAAAGAAUAUCAACCUCCAACUAAUACUGGCAGAUCAUCAACUACAUCAGAUAAAAAAGCGAAGAAAAAAGACAAUAUUGCUGUGACCACUUCUAAAACAGUUGAUAAUACAAACACCAAAAAAGUAACUAAAUUAGGAUUAGAAGUACCAAAAGUGUCAGAAAAUCUUGGAGAAUGGUAUUCUCAAGUGUUAGUUAAAGGUGAAAUGAUUGAGUACUAUGACGUAAGUGGAUGUUACGUGCUCAGGCCUUGGGCUUACAGAAUAUGGGAAUUAAUACAAGAAUGGUUUGAUGCUCGGAUUAAAAGAAAGCCUCUUAAUGUGCGCAAUUGCUACUUUCCAAUGUUUGUAUCACAAGGUGCAUUAGAAAGAGAAAAAGAACAUAUUGCAGAUUUUGCACCAGAAGUGGCUUGGGUUACCAAAUCUGGCGAAACAGACUUAGCUGAGCCUAUUGCUAUAAGACCAACCAGCGAAACAGGGAUGUAUCCAGCAUUUGCCAAAUGGAUUCAGUCUUAUCGAGACUUGCCUUUGAAACUCAAUCAAUGGAACAGUGUUGUGAGAUGGGAAUUCAAACACCCUCAACCCUUCUUGAGAACUAGAGAGUUUUUGUGGCAAGAAGGUCAUAAUGCAUAUGCAACUAGAGAAGAAGCAGAAUGUGAUGUAUUAAUAACAUUAGGUUAUUAUGAAUAUGUUUAUAAGAAUAUGCUGGCAGUACCAGUUAUAAAAGGUAAAAAAACAGAAAAAGAAAAGUUUGCUGGAGGAGUAUUUACUACUACUUGUGAAGCAUAUGUAGCAUCCAGCGGUCGAGCAAUUCAGGGCGCCACUUCACAUUAUCUGGGUACCAAUUUUGCACAUAUGUUUGAUGUCCAUUUUGAACAUCCAGAUACACAUGAAAGAACAUUUGUUCAUCAGAUUUCAUUUGGAAUGACCACUAGAACAAUUGGUGUUAUGGUAAUGGUUCAUGGUGAUGAUCGUGGGCUUGUUUUACCUCCACGCAUAGCAUCUAUUCAGGUUAUUAUAGUGCCAUGUGGUGUUGGUGCUAGUACAGCAGACAAAGUCAAAGAGAACUUGACUAAAACCUGUUUAGAUGUAUGUAACCGUUUAAAAGGAGAUAGUUUAAUAAAAAAUGACGAUGAAAAUGACAAUAGUGUUGCCCAACAUCGUAAGUCUACAACAAUAAUUAGGGCAGAUACAGAUUUGCGGGAUAAUUAUUCACCUGGAUGGAAGUUCAACCACUGGGAAUUAAAGGGAGUUCCAUUGAGGUUAGAAAUUGGACCAAAAGACUUGGAUAAAAACCAAAUGGUAGCUGUACGGCGGGAUAAUGGAGAGAAACUAACUAUUCCCUUAGAGGGAUGUUCAAAUGAUGAUGGUGGAAAUGACAAGAUGGUUGUAAGAAUAACUGAAUUAUUGAAUCAAAUACAGCAAGAUAUGUACGCUAAAGCAGAAAAGGAAAUGAAAGAAAACGUUGUGAUAUGUCGUAAAUGGUCUGAAUGUGCUGCACAUUUAGCUGCAAAACGUUUAUUAUUGAUACCGUUUUGUGGACGCCCUACCUGCGAGGAUAACAUCAAACGAGAUACCACAUUGGAUGAUGGUACCGCGGAAGUUGGAGCUUCGACAAUGGGAGCAAAGUCAUUAUGUGUGCCAUUUGAACAACCUAAGGGGGAUGAACAAUUGAAGUCCACCGAUCAAUGUAUACAUCCAGAAUGUGGACAAACAGCUGGAUCAUUUACUCUGUUUGGACGCAGUUAUUAAACUGAAAUGUUCAUUAAUUUAUUAAAUGAAACUAUAAUGUGCAUUUUGUUUAAACUUUUGUGUAAAAAUUACAACUGUUUUUGAUGAUUAUGAAUUAAUACAAUACCAUUAUUUACAAA
Messenger RNA from Rhopalosiphum padi (bird cherry-oat aphid), 5352 nucleotides. It is a transcript of the gene GluProRS, whose product is annotated as bifunctional glutamate/proline--tRNA ligase. Bases 149 to 5233 code for a protein of 1694 amino acids. Gene Ontology annotation, biological process: glutamyl-tRNA aminoacylation; prolyl-tRNA aminoacylation; translation. The transcript is spliced from 25 exons. Gene Ontology annotation, cellular component: aminoacyl-tRNA synthetase multienzyme complex; cytoplasm. The record is from RefSeq and is a predicted model, not a curated record. Lineage: Eukaryota; Metazoa; Arthropoda; Insecta; Hemiptera; Aphididae. Gene Ontology annotation, molecular function: proline-tRNA ligase activity; ATP binding; glutamate-tRNA ligase activity.